AUGUCGCUGUCCCGCUGCGCGGCGCGGGGCGCCCAGCUCGGGGAGGCUGUUUCCCGCGUAGCGCCUCCCGGGGACCCUGAUGAUGCCCCACCCCCCAGUAGUAAGCGGCCCCGUCUAAAGGGGCCCGGCAGUGCCUCUGAGGUGGAGUGGAGGCUCCCUUCGGCACCUCGCUUGUCUGAGGCGGAAAAAGUCUGGCCGUCGCCGCCCAGAGCCUUCAGGGCGCCCCUUGUCUCAGCGGCCGUGCUUCUGGAUCCCUCCACGGACGCGCGUGCGGAGAGCCCAGUCAGUGGGGCGCACGUGUGUAACCUGCCGAGGUGCCAGGACGGCAAGUGGGAGAUGAGCAGUCGCGUGCAGCCUCUGCCCUCAGCAAGUCCAGAUGGGGGCGUGAGGGCUCCCGGAGGGUCUCGUGAAGCGGGGCCGCGCGGCCCCGAGGCCCAGGGCGGGCCGCUUCCGUCCGCCGCCGCCGCCGCCGCCGCCGCCGCCGCCGCGCGCAGUGUCCCUGGAGGCGCGAAAAAGGCGGCUGGAGGACGGUUCUCAGUCCGAGGGAGAGACGGCAUUCAGGAAGGCCGCGGUUAUGUAAAACAGACAGAAAACCUAUUCUUGGGUAUUACCCUCAGCAGGGAAAUCAAAUCAGCGUGUCAUGACACGAAGAGCAGAGGUAGGGCCGACACUGUUACGCCAGCAAAUAGGAAAGAAAAUAACGUUUCGGCAUCUACGUUACAUGUAUCGAAAUCUCCAACCCAGCCCAGCAUGGAAAUUGCCAGACCCAGCUAUUUUGGAGAUCGCAGCACAAUAAGUAUCCCUGAGUUUCCAACGGAUUUAAAUAGCAAAAUGUCCUCUGUCUAUUUAAAGGGGAUUGCAAAGAAAGAGAAUGACAAAAACGAGGCAUAUGUUAGGGAUUUCACAAACAUUUACUGGUCCCAAAAUAGACCCGAUGUUAAGAAGCAAAAGUUACAGGAUGGUAAAAACAUUGCGGAUGCCGAGGGAGAAGAUAUUUUUUCUGCAUGCUAUGAAAGUAACCACCAGUCACUCAGCAACCAAAAUAUUUGUGUGAGAAAAGGAGACUUGAUCAGUUUCAACUACUAUAACCACAGUAGCAUCAAAUCUGAUGUAACAGGCUCCGGAAAGAGUAUCACUAGGAUACUAGGGAAUGCAAACUCGAAAGCAGCAGAAACAUGCUUGGACGUUGACAUAUUUACCAGAUUAGAGAAAUCUCAGAGCCGGGACUAUGACAUUAAACACGUUUUGGAAAAGAGGGAAGGUUGUCUGAUUAUAGAGACUUACAAGACUCAAAGUGAAAAUGUUAAAAAAACUGGAGAAAAAUCGAUUUUUCUACGAUUAUUAGAAAUAGAUCUUUUAAGCAAAGAAGGUUAUCACCAUGCAGAAGCCAUAAAUACACAUGAAAAACAAUUAAAGCCUCUCAUGAUUGGAACACUUGGUAGCCAAAAUGCUUUAAUGAUUUUUUUCGGGUUAAAGGGUGAAGGAGAAAAUAAUAAUAUGGCACAGUUAAGAUAUUAUACGGCACAAGAAGGCUCUCAUUUAGGCAAUAUUUUUGAGAGUCUCAUUAUGGCAAUUUUUUAUUUUCGUGAACAUAUUUCAGGAAAUCGAAAAGGUGACAACAUUUUAACCUGGUGUGAAAUUUUCAAAGAUAAGAAACAAAUUAGUCUUCAAAAUCUAAUAACUAAGAUUAUGAAUGUCAAUAGAAAGAAUAUGUUAAGCAUACAUUUGCAAACCAGUGUCUCAAAACCUCUAAAUAGUAUAUUGAAAACCAACAUAGCUUCUUUGCUUAAUAGCUUUGACGCUUUAAAAAGAAUUGAAAAUGGUUCUAAAUUAGAGGAGAAAUGCAUUGCCAAGUCGAUAAUGCCUUUGCAUUAUUCAAAAAAUAUUCUAGAGGAAAAUCAUACUGUAAAUCUAGGAAGGAUUUCAACUUUUUCAAGACAAUUAGGAGAUAUGAAACCUAUAUUAGAAAAAAGAAAGUUACUUAAAAGUGAUCAAAUUUUUGAAGAAUGUAAGAAAAAACCCAUAAAUUCUUUCAGUCUGACAACUAAAAACAAACCUUUUCCAACUUUUGAAACAUACAAAAAAUUUCCUCUUUCAAUGGAUUUUGAUGACGGGGAUGAAAUUUCUUUGACAAAAGAAAUUUAUGAGACUAAGAAUUGUCCUGAACAAUUCACAAAUGACAAAAAUUGGGCUCACCGUAGUCCUAAUACUGUUGAAACACUUAAGUCUGGUUCUAUAUUUAAACGGAACAGCCACAGAUAUACUAAUGAAAAAUUUUAUAAAAUAAAUAUGUACAAUCAAAAUUUAGAUAUUGAAAGAAAACUGGAGCGUAAUAAGAUAAGUAGCUUUAAUUUUAAGUGCCUAUUUGAAGAUUUCUUCAAUACUAGGCAACAGGCCAUACCAACAAACCACAAUGUAAAACAUAGUGAACAAACCAAUCCUAGGAGUGUAAUUGAAUUGCUAAAUUUUGGGAGCUUGCAAAGUGAAACCAAAGAAAAAAAACAUGACUCAAUUUUGAAGGCAGAAGCAAAUGAAACGGCACAAAGUUUAACAAACAGUGUUGAAGUUAACAAAGACACUAAGGUAGAAAAGGAAGAGAAAAAUAAUUUUUACUCAAUGGAUGGCACGUUUUCUGUGCAACCAAUUUCACUAAAGAGUAAAAAAGUGAAUGCGGAAGAAACUAAAUAUGUUCAUCAAAAUAAUGAAGCUGAUAGAAAUGAAGAUGAGGGUGUUCUGCAAGAAAGUGAGUUAGCUAAUUCAAAGCACUUUCAUCCAAAGAAUGACUCUUCAGAAUGUGUUAUUCAUCAAUUUGAAACUGACUUGAGUCUAGGGAACAAUGAAUGUUUUCCGGACUUAAAUGCUGAGUGUUUAUCAACAGAAGCUCUGACAAUAGCAAACGAUUUUGAGAUGAAGAGUAAAUUUGAUUUAGUACUUGCAGAACUUCAUAUGUUUCAUGAAAUCAGUCAGGAAAGCAAAAAUCUAAGCGCUGUAGGAACACACAAUGGGCAAGAGAUUUACUUUAGAGAAAAUAAUGAUAUUAAGGAGGUAAAAGUGGAGAUAAAAAAAGAUUUGCCAACGGUUACAGUCAACAAAAUAUGUGAGUCUUCUUUGCUCUGUCAGAGUAUAACAUGUCCUAAUACUCCUAAGAGACACCAAAGUUCAUUUAAAUGGGAAAGAGCACCGGAUCACGGAGAACAGGAAGUUCCGAAUGAAUAUAGCCGUCCAAGAACAUUGGACGAAGAAUUGCUUUAUCCCAUUUCCAAGGAAGACUGCGAGAAACCUUCACCUAAAAGGUCUGCUUUUUUCUCCGAUGAACUUGAGGAAAAAUUUAAUUAUUUGCUGAAGGGAGGUAGUAAUUUUUCACAUGGGAUUUCAAGAGUACUACCUCUUAAGACAUGCAGUCGACCAAUCAGAAUUGGUUUGUCAAGAAAAGCUAAGCUUAAACAACUUCAUCCCUAUCUGAAAUAAAUGCUUGAGAACUUAAAAGAAGACGCUGGACUUUAAUAUUUCAAAACAUUUCACAAAAUUUAUAAAUCUUUUGUCUGUUAAUUUGGUUAAAUGCUUUCUCCGAGAUUGGGAGUUUUGAACUUUAUUUAUU
Molecule: messenger RNA, 3598 nt
Organism: Nyctereutes procyonoides (raccoon dog)
Lineage: Eukaryota; Metazoa; Chordata; Mammalia; Carnivora; Canidae
Gene: RAD51AP2
Product: RAD51 associated protein 2
Exons: 3
Coding region: 1-3468 (1155 amino acids)
Source: RefSeq, a predicted model, not a curated record